Molecule: messenger RNA, 2521 nt
Organism: Halichondria panicea
Lineage: Eukaryota; Metazoa; Porifera; Demospongiae; Suberitida; Halichondriidae
Product: mitogen-activated protein kinase kinase kinase 21-like
Exons: 7
Coding region: 113-2407 (764 amino acids)
Biological process (GO): protein phosphorylation
Molecular function (GO): protein serine/threonine kinase activity; ATP binding; protein binding
Source: RefSeq, a predicted model, not a curated record
GCAGAGAAACAGGGAGGGUCUCGUUGUAGCUGAGCUAACUGUUGUCCUGUACUUCUGUAUCGUGCCUGGUAUCAAGCUGUGAAGAUACUGUAGCUCUGGAUUAUUAUCAAAAAUGUCGGACUAUCUCACAAUAGCAGAUCUAAAGAAAUUGUACCUCGUCACGUUUGAUGCUCGAAUUAAGUGGCGAAACAUCUUGCUUAUUCUUGACGUACCCCAGGCUACAAUCCACAGCAUCGGGAAAGAAUGGAGCAACAAUCCUGAUGACUGCUAUCGUGAGGGUUUGAUUAAAUGGCUUAAUGAAGGAGGGAAGAGCUGGAAAGAGAUGGUGGAGGCAUUGACCAGUCCCAUCGUGGGUGAAGCUCACAUAGCCCAGACCAUCGAGAAAGAUCAUCUACAGUCUACUGAUGCAAGCAAUCCUACUGAUGUGAAGUCAGAGGGCCACGUUCACAUAGCCAGGACCAUCGAAAGAGAUCAUCUACAGUCUACUGGUCCAAGCAAUCCUAAAAAACUAAAAUUACAGGUUGACCAAGAUCGCCAGUUGAUCAACGAUGAUCUAACUGUUUUCUUAGACGAACCACUCGGUAGUGGUGCUUUUGGAGCAGUCUUCAAAGGCAGCUUCAAGGGCAAUCCUUGUGCUAUCAAACUUCUACAUCAGAUUGCUAUGGAGAUGCACGCAAGUAUUCCAGUCGGUAAAAACAAAGAAGCUAGCGAUGCAAUUGAUCGUGAGAGUGAUUUUCUCAAGUCGUUCCAGCACCCAAAUGUUGUUCAGUAUUUAUCGACUGCCAAGCAUCCAAAAUCGGGUGGUACAAUCCUCGUUGUUGAGCUGAUGGAUUGCAAUUUGAGAUCCUAUUUCUCUGGCCUUGAUGAAGAGUCUCUCACUAGCGAAUGUGAAAUUAGCCUCUCCAAAGACAUGGCUUAUGGUCUGGCGUACAUUCAUAGCAAGAAGAUUAUCCACCGUGACCUCUGUGGCGAUAACGUCUUGCUGAAACUUACACGACCAGUGCCUAUCGCAAAGAUUUCCGACUUUGGCAUGUCACGGCUAUAUGAUUCCUCCAAGCUUAGCCACACCCUCACAGCCAUUGGUCACCGUAUGGGGUAUCUACCUCUCGAGGCUAUUCGAUUGGAAGAGGAGAAAUACGAUAGUAGCCUGGAUGUGUUUUCUUAUGGGGUGAUUGUGACGCAAAUUAUUUGCAAGCUGGAGACGAUCAAAUCAGCCAAGGAUCGAUCAUUCCAUGUUGCCCAGAUCCCUCACACACACAGGUUGAGGAAGCUUAUCGACAGUUGUUUGCAAGAAGACAUGAGGAGGAGACCAUCUGCCAGGGACAUCUAUACUUACCUAACAACAAGCUCGGACCCAGUGGAGGCAACAAAGAGGGAGUCAAAGGACACUGAACAAGUCAAGAAGGCACACAGUGAACCGAUUGAGCACAAAGAUGCUGAGCUGAUCAGGAGAGAGGCCAUCAUUCAACAGCAGAGACAAGGUCCCCCUCCCAGAGAGUUGAGACCUCCACUCACUCUGAAAUGGAGAAGAGGAAAAGACAUGCCAAUCGGAAUGGGCUUCUCGGUACAGAGUGUUGUUAUCGGUGACACGGUGUAUGUUGGUGGAGGUGUUGCAGUCAAUGAUCGUGACAAGUGUACAGUGAUGAAGCUCGAGCAAGAUCAAUGGACCAAACUACCAGAGUACACUGCCCAGUACUUCGCUAUGACAUCACUCGCUAAUCGACUAGUGCUGGUGGGAGGAUUUGAUCGAAGAAACAACAAAUGCACCAAUCAGCUAGCAGUGUUUGAGUCAGGGAAAUGGCCUCACCCGUACCCACCAAUGAACAUUGCUCGUUCUUGCUCAACAGCUGUCUCCUUCAACAACCUCAUCAUUGUAGCUGGUGGGCAGGAUAAUAAAGGACGUACCUCCUCUGUGGAGGUGUUGGACGUGGCAUCAAGAAGAUGGUACAUUGCUCAGUCACUACCUAACCCACGAUCAAAACUGAAAUCGACUCUCAUAGGAAACACCCUCUACCUAAUGGGAGGGUACGAUCACAAUGGGAGUGCAACCACGAUAGUGCACCACGUCGACCUCAAUGAACUUAUUGCAAAGGCCAUUUCCAACCAGGACACACCCACUCUCUGGCAGACCUUACAGAAAGUACCACUCGUGUAUUCAGCUCCUCUCAGUAUUGGGAGGUCACUAUUAGCCGUUGGUGGACGGGACGACAGAGCCAACCCAAGUUCAUCGAUACACCUCUACCAGCCUGACACCAGGAGGUGGGUGAAAGUGGGAGACCUGCCUACUGCACGACUCUGCUGCACAUGCUCAGUACUUCCUAGUGGAGAGCUCAUUGUAGCCGGAGGACAGACAAAUUUAUAUACUUAUAUUCAAACUGUUGAGAUCUUCUCUAUUAGUGCUAAUUAGUUAUUUUGUUAAUUGCUUCUCUUUAAUUGUGCGAUGAGUUUAUAACAAUAUCGAUAUUUUUUAUCAUGUUGAGUUGCAACAGAAUUUUAUCGCAUAUAAUUAUAGUUAUUAUGA